This is a messenger RNA of Phaeoacremonium minimum UCRPA7, 792 nucleotides long. RefSeq names its product putative nefa-interacting nuclear protein. Gene Ontology annotation, cellular component: nucleus. The transcript has a single exon. NCBI's taxonomy places the organism in Eukaryota, Fungi, Ascomycota, Sordariomycetes, Togniniales, Togniniaceae. The coding region runs from base 1 to 792 and encodes 263 amino acids. The record is from RefSeq and is a predicted model, not a curated record.
AUGGCCUCGCGUUUCGUCUCCGCCGGACAGAUCGACGCCGGCACAGGCGACGCCGUCUCCCCGCCACGGGCGACAACCACACAGGACCCGUCUUCCUCAGCAGUAUCCUCGCGCAAGCAGGCAGAAUGGGCCGCCGUCCAAGCCCAGCUAGACGCCGAGAAGAAGCAGCGCGAGGAGGCACAGAGGGCCGCCAAUGCCGACGUGGGCCCGAACGGCGAGCGCUCGCUGUACGACGUGCUGCAGGCCAACAAGGCAGCCAAGCAGGCGGCGUUCGAGGAGGCCAACAAGAUCCGUAACCAGUUCCGCGCGCUCGACGACGACGAGAUCGAGUUCCUUGACGGCGUGCGCGAGAACAGUCGGCAGGAGGAGGAGCGUCGGCGCAUCGAGAUCGAGGAGGGACUGAAGGCGUUCCGCGAGGCGCAAGCCAAGGGGGCCCACCAGGCACCGCAGGACGACGACGAGGGCUGGAACGAAGCGACACAGGAACUGGGCGGCGGCGGCGACGAGUGGGCCGUCAGCAGCCGUAAGCGCAAGAGAGAAAAGGAGAAGGUGAUCAAGGGCAUCAAGAGGCGGACAAGCUCCCUGGGCAAAGACGGGGAGCACGGCGCUGCAGAAAAGCCUCCAGCCAGCCAGAGUCGCAGCAACAAGGGUGAAGAGACCAGGUCAGCCAAAGAAAAUGGGCUCCCAGAAAAGCCGGCCGAGAAGGAUGCCGCUACCGCUGUCCCAGCUGCCCCAGCGGCAAAGCCGAAAGCUGGCCUAGUAGAUUAUGGUUCAGAUGAUGACAGUGAGUGA